UUCCGCGUAGCCCAAAUUCAGCCGGAGGGUUCCUGCUGUUUCUGCACUCAGGGUUCUCCAGGAACUCGGGGAGCCUGGACCUUCCCCGCUCUAGAGGAGAAAGCGACUUUGGCAAAGUCUAUAUAGUGUCACUUCCGCGGAGGAAUGGAAGAGGUCGGAACGGCCAGGAUCCUAACGCCCAGGGAAUCCGCUCGAUUCAUUGCCGAAAACAGUCGAGAUGUGUGCAUUGAUGGCGGAGGGGUGCGGAGCGUGGCCGAGCUGCUGCUAGCCCGGGCUGCGGGGCCAGAGUUGCGGAUGGAUGGGUGGAAGGCUCUGCACGAGUUGAACCCUAAGGCGGCCGACGAGGCCGCGGUCAACUGGGUGUUUGUGGUAGACACGCUCAACUUCUCCUUUUGGUCAGAGCAGGAUGAGCGCCGGUACCUGGUAAAGUAUGGAGGCAAAACCUACAGCGGGUACUGGUCCCUGUGCGCCGCGAUUAACCGGGCCCAGGACGAAGGCAUACCAAUCACAAGUGCCUCCUACUAUGCCACGGUGACCCUUGAUCAGGUUCGGAAUAUAUUUCGUUCAGAUUCAGAUGUUCCCAUGCCUUUAAUAGAAGAGAGGUAUCGGAUUCUCAAUGAAACUGGGAAAAUUCUGCUAGAGAAGUUUGGAGGCUCUUUUCUUAAUUGUGUCAGAAGAAGUGAAAAAAGUGCCCAGAAGUUAAUGUACCUGGUUGUUGAAAGUUUUCCUUCUUAUAGAGAUGUGACUCAAUAUGAGGGGAAAAGAAUUUCUUUUUACAAACGAGCCCAAAUUCUUGUGGCAGACACGUGGAGUGUAUUAGAAGGAAAAGGAGAUGGCUGCUUUGAAGAUAUCUCUAGUAUCACCAUGUUUGCUGAUUAUAGAUUACCUCAGAUUCUUGCUUACCUUGGUGCUCUAAAAUACUCUGAUAAACUACUGAAGAAACUUCUGGAUGGAGUCAUGCUUUCAUAUGGAGAUAAGCAAGAGGUGGAAAUCAGAGGGUGCGCACUUUGGUGUGUUGAGCUGAUUCGGGAUUGUCUUCUAGAGCUUAUUGAAAAAAGUGAUGGAAAAGCUAAUGGAGAAAUCAAUUCCAUUCUUUUGGAUUAUUACUUAUGGGACUAUGCUCGUGAUCACAGGGAAGAAAUGAAAGGAAUUCCAUUUCAUCGCACACGUUGCAUAUAUUAUUGACUCCAAGUGUUGACUGACCCAAAGAAAAUUCCUGCAUUUAUAUCUCAUAUGAUCAUGUGUACUAUGAUGACAGACUUUACCUGAAUGGGAAAAUUAUAACUUUUAAUUUUUUUAUUUUUAGAUGUAUUUAAUUUUUUACUGUUUUCUUCAAAUAGUUGUACAAAGGGGUUACAAUUUAAAAUGUCCAUUUAUGUGUACAGUGUUAUCAUUGUCCUUCCAUCAUUCUUUCCAUCAUUCGUUCCUCCAAAAAGUUUUUUUCUAAGCAUAUCAUUGCGCAUUCCUAAUUUUAUCCGCUUUUUUUUUUUCUUUGUGCCAGUCUUGGGGCUUGAACUCAGGUCCUGGGCACUGUCCCUGAGCUUUUGCUCAAUGCUACCAUUCUACCA
This is a messenger RNA of Perognathus longimembris pacificus (Pacific pocket mouse), 1568 nucleotides long. RefSeq names its product chromosome 1 C9orf64 homolog (gene Qng1). Lineage: Eukaryota; Metazoa; Chordata; Mammalia; Rodentia; Heteromyidae. The record is from RefSeq and is a predicted model, not a curated record. The transcript is spliced from 4 exons. Bases 145 to 1185 code for a protein of 346 amino acids.